AUGGCGCCCAAAAUGGGCAUCCGAGUGGCGGCCAAAGCACUUGGCAUUGAUCAAGAUGCAAAAUCACGCCACCAUCCCGAUGAUCUGAAAGCGAGGGCUUUGGAAGCAGUCACGCCGUUGGAUCCCUUCUUUGAGGAGGAUCCAACCAUCAAGGAGUGGCUCCUAGAGCAACGGCCGACACUGGCAGGGACAGCAAGAUACUUUAUAAGCAUCACGCUUGGGUUUGUUGCCGUCCCUCAAGCAAUGGCUUAUGCAAUGCUAGCCGGCCUUCGUCCAGAGUUCGGACUAUAUACCUCCUUUACCGGGGCUUCACUAUACUGGCUGUUCGGCACAUCCAAAGACAUCGCCAUCGGAGCCACAGCUGUAGUGUCGCUGCUGGUGGGCAGAAUAAUAGACACGGCGCGUGCUGAACAUCCUCAGCUCGCCCCCGAGGAGGUGGCAAAGACUGUUGCGGUCUUGUCUGGGUGCUUUCUCCUGCUAUUUGGCAUGCUCAGGCUUGAUUGGUUGGUUGAGUUCAUCCCACACGUCGCCAUCUCGUCUUUCGUCACUGGCGCAGCCAUUACCAUUACGAUCAGUCAGAUGUCAACGGUUUUGGGCAUCGCUGAAAAUAUCAAUACCCGCGACGCUCCCUAUAUCGUAUUCGUCAAUACCUGUAGGGCUCUACCAAAGGCCACUGCCGGUGCUGCGGUUGGGUUGACGGCCAUCUUGAUCUUGCAUAUUAUCAAGUCAUUCUGUGCUCGUAUGGCUGCCAGGCAGAAGCACAAGGCAAAGAUGUGGGACACCAUCUCAUCUGUCAGAAUGUCGUUUGUGAUCCUACUUUACACGCUGAUCAGCUUCAUCGUCAAUCGAGGCCUGUCACCACAGGAUGCCAAGUUCAAGAUACUUGGUCCUGUGCCAACAGGCUUCAAAGCUGCCGGUACCCCCUCUUUUGACCCUGAUCUUGUUAAACUUCUCGCACCCGAACUGCCAGCACUCCUAAUCAUCUUGAUCAUCGAGCAUAUCGCCAUUGGCAAGUCUUUUGCUCGAAUUAACAACUACACUAUUGUCCCGUCCCAGGAAAUCAUUUCCCUCGGCGCCACGAACCUUCUGGGACCGUUCCUUGGCGGCUACUCAGCUACUGGGUCCUUCAGCGGUACUGCUCUACUAAGCAAGGCUGGUGUUCGCACACCCCUUGCAGGAGUGUUCAAUUCCUUAAUUCUGCUACUGGCUCUUUAUGCUCUUACCUCGGUAUUUUACUUUAUCCCUUCAGCGGCACUGGCUGGUUUGAUUGUUCAUGCCGUCACCAACUUGAUCACACCACCCGCCACGCUCUUCAAGUACUGGCAGCUUGCUCCUCUCGAUGUCUUCAUAUUCUUUGUGGGGGUUUUUUUGUCGGUAUUCCUGAGCCUUGAUACUGGGAUCUACGCUACCGUGAUCUUGUCGUUUGUCAUCCUCCUGCUGCGCAUUGCCAGGUCCCAAGGCAAGUUUCUUGGUCGAGCAAGGAUGCAUCUCCUAUCAUCGAAUAGCAAAGGUGAUGGUCGCAGACCCAGCGACGCAUCUGAGCAUUGGGAUCAAAGGCUUCAAUCUCAGAGCUCACUGCAAUCUGGCAGUCUGGGCCAUAGCCGGGUGAACAAUGACCGCGAGGUCUUUUUGCCGCUUGAUCGUCGUGACGGUUCCAAUCCAGCUGUAGACGUCAGCUCUGUCCAUCCGGGAGUUUUCAUCUACAGGUUCACCGAGGGCUGUACUUACCUCAACCAAGCGCAGUGUGUGGACCACAUCGUCGCCCAUGUUACUGCUCAUACCCAAAAGACCAACACAAACGAGUACAAGCGACCGGGAGACCGUCCAUGGAACGAGCCGCCGGUUCAGAAAACCAGCCAACCGUCGGAUUGCCCUACUGAGAAGAGUCUCCCCCUUCUCCGUGCCAUCAUUUGCGACUUCAGCACGGUAAAUCAUGUUGAUAGCACCGCUGUUGAAGGUCUGAUGGACAUGCGUGCGCAGCUAGACCGCUGGGCAGCACCAGCCGCAGUCGAGUGGCAUCUGGUCGGCGUGCGCAGCCGCUGGACGCGCCGGGCGCUAGUCGCCGCUGGGUUCGGCUACCCAAGCGCAGUGACCAGCGGCGGCUUCUGGAUGCCCAGUUUCGACGUUGGUGCCACCACCUCCCCGGGAGACACUGCGAUCGUGGCGACUGAGCCGCCCAGGAAGAACCUAGUCAACCACGCUGGUCAGGGCUGUGCUGACAUCGCAGACGCCGGAACCCGGGUCAACAGCCGUGAGGAUUUGGGUGACUGCGAGCUUGGGCUGGGUGACGGUCUUUCGAGCAGCGGGACCGUCACCGCCGGAUCAGUGACGAGUCACUCAAAGCAUGCGUGCGGCGAGGGGCAUGCUGAUACGUGUGACCGGGCGUGUCGAGGCAAGUAUGCCCCGGUUUUUGGCAUUGAUCGCCCCUUUUUCCACGUCGACCUGGUCUCUGCUGUGUCGAAUGCAGUAGAGAGUGCGAGGCGGAGAGACAAUAUUGGUGAGGCGGGACCGUACUGA
Molecule: messenger RNA, 2517 nt
Organism: Pyricularia grisea
Lineage: Eukaryota; Fungi; Ascomycota; Sordariomycetes; Magnaporthales; Pyriculariaceae
Exons: 4
Coding region: 1-2517 (838 amino acids)
Biological process (GO): transmembrane transport
Cellular component (GO): membrane
Molecular function (GO): sulfate transmembrane transporter activity
Source: RefSeq, a predicted model, not a curated record